Messenger RNA from Austrofundulus limnaeus, 2172 nucleotides. RefSeq names its product prostaglandin E2 receptor EP1 subtype. Gene Ontology annotation, molecular function: thromboxane receptor activity; prostaglandin E receptor activity. The record is from RefSeq and is a predicted model, not a curated record. Gene Ontology annotation, cellular component: plasma membrane. The transcript has 3 exons. The coding region runs from base 347 to 1474 and encodes 375 amino acids. NCBI's taxonomy places the organism in Eukaryota, Metazoa, Chordata, Actinopteri, Cyprinodontiformes, Rivulidae. Gene Ontology annotation, biological process: adenylate cyclase-activating G protein-coupled receptor signaling pathway; inflammatory response; positive regulation of cytosolic calcium ion concentration.
AGAGAGAGAGAGAGAGAGAGAGAGAGAGAGAGAGAGAGAGAGAGAGGCUGCAGAUAUAAAAUCACCAGACUGCCUUUCAGCCUCAGAGAGGAUCCUUCUUUUACUCCGAGUCACCAUGAAACCCAGACCCGGACCCCACAGAGGAAAACGCUCCUCAGGACCCAUCGAUUUAUUGUUUUUUCUCUUGCAGCGGCGGAUUUUAUUACAGAGACACAUAAGCUCCUAAAAUACUGAAAGAGUUUUACAGAAGUGCCUGUUUGGAGUAACUCUGGUUCAGCUGGACUGAGAAAAACAUCUGGUCUCACUGCUUUUUAGUGAUGAACUCCAGGACCUCUGGCACAAAGAGAUGUUAGCCGUGAGUCACUUCAACUCCUCUGCCUCCCCGUUCCUCCCCCGGCUGGUCGAUGGCAGAGGAGGCCUGCUGGAGACCAUGGUGACAGCUGUGGGGCAGCUGCAGCAGAAAAACCUCACCUCGGCUCAGAAUCAGACCGUCGGCACCAUCYUUGUGGUGCUGUCCAUGUCGCUGGGCAUCUUCUCCAACAUCGUGGCUCUGUUCAUCCUGGUCAACGCCUACUCCCAUCAGCGCAGGCGCUCCAAGGCUACGUUCCUCCUGUUUGCCACGUCUCUGGUGAUCACAGACUUCUUUGGCCAUGUGAUCCCCGGUGCCAUGGUUCUGAGGCUCUACCUCAUUGGAGGCGUGAGCCCGGAGGACUCCGGCUCCUCCGAUGGCAUGUGCCAGUUCUUGGGGGGCAGCAUGGUGUUCUUUGGCCUCUGCCCUCUCUUCAUGGGCUGCGCCAUGGCGGCAGAGCGAUGCCUGGGCGUCACCAAACCGCUGCUGCACUCCUCCCUCGUCACCAAAACACGGACCAAGCUGUGCCUGUCCACGGUCUGGCUGGCGGCGCUGGGCGUGGCCCUGCUGCCCUGCCUCCAGCUCGGCUCCUACACCUACCAGGAGCCCAGGACCUGGUGUUUCAUCAACGUGCUCAACAACACCAAGGAGCUGGACGUGGCCUUCGUGGCGCUGUUCUCCGGGCUCGGGCUGGCCUCGCUGGCRGUGGCGCUGGUGUGCAACACGGUCAGCGGACUGACGCUGGUGCUGGCCCGMAUCAGGAGGCAGCCCGGCUCCCAUCACUCAGCCAGGUCUCACGACAUAGAGAUGGUGGCGCAGUUGGUUGGCAUCAUGGUCACCUCGUGUAUCUGCUGGAGCCCUUUACUGAUCUUUGCCCUGAUAUCAGUGAGAAGACCCACAGGUGCAAACCAGUCAGACUACGAGACCCUGAUGCACAUGGGGGUGAGGCUGGCCACGUGGAACCAGAUCCUCGACCCCUGGGUCUACAUCUUGCUGCGUCGCACCGUGCUCCGCAAAAUCUACCUCAUCGUGAAGUGCCAGGCGAGCAUGAGMGGGGGCAUGAUAGGCCGCUGGGAGAAGAGCUCCUUCCCCAGCCUGGACCAGAAGGAAGUCAGUCAGGUGUGAGCAGAGAGAGACGGACUCUGUGGAUGUGUUUGUUACCAGGUUCUUGAACYCACGAAGAACUCGUUAGGACUCGAAAGAGAGACGUGGAUAAAAGGAUCACACUCUGAAGCUGUGGUGAUGCAGAUGUUUUAGAUCGUUCAUCAUUGAUUCACUCUGUCACCUUCAUGAUUUACCGACAUUACUGCCUGACCUGUCUAAUGGAAGCUAACUUUGAUUUUGCACAGUUAUACAUGCUCUGUUGUUCACUUGCAAUAAGUGAACAUUCCUUAUUAUUAUAAUCACUUUAUGAAAAGAUUGAAAAAAAAACACAUCUGAAUGUACUCUUGAAUUUUGGCCGAAAAGACAUUUAUGAAAGGACUGAGAGUUUAAAUUUCACCAGCCUUAAUUGUAAGAUUGUGUGUCGUCAGCUGAGGUCGUCAUGUUUUGCUCAAGCUAAAUAUUCUGUUGAAUGUAAUUUAUUAAAGAAUGUAAAUGUGUUUAAAUACAGGGGAUAUGAUCUCUGUUUGUAAAUUGGUUUGUGUGUUUACAUCUGUGUUUUAUUGUUCAGAUUUUAUAAGUCAAUACUUGAAGGUAGCCCUCUGCGAGCUGAGGGUGUGUAACUGAAUGUAAAUAAAAUGUGCUUUAAAAGUCUUGUGUUUUCUCUUUGCUGUUUUUGAAUCAGGAGAUACUUCAGGGGUUUAAACCUUUCAGUAAAACAU